Molecule: messenger RNA, 3154 nt
Organism: Spirodela intermedia
Lineage: Eukaryota; Viridiplantae; Streptophyta; Magnoliopsida; Alismatales; Araceae
Source: the annotation of a GenBank genome assembly
AUGGCUAAGGGCCUCAUGCGAAAUGCCCGAGCGUUCACCUUCAGGAAGUCGUCGUCGCCUCUGCAGAGCAUGGUGACCAUACUAUUGUUCAUAUCAGUCGUCCUCAUCCUGCGCCUUGCCCUCAGCAUAUUCUCACUCCCCGUCGACCGCGACUCCCCCAAGAUCAACCACCCUGUAUAUGCGUCCCCGACGGCGAGGAGGAAGGUUGUCGAGAGGUAGGCGAUGCUGAUCCCGUCCCCAAUCGCUGCCAUUUCCGCCUUGGCAGGACGGCGGUCUAACUUGCUGGAGGAGGCAUGGCCGAUGGGUUUAGAAUUUGACAUCGUGUUUCCUUUUCAGCGAUGGAUUGGGUCAGAGAGGGAGACAGUGGACGGAGGUCGUCUCCUGGGAGCCGAGGGCGUUCGUCUAUCACAAUUUCCUGGUGCGCCAUUUGUCUCUGAACUUACCCGAAAAGAUUUUCGCCUUCCCUGUUCUUCGCUGCCUGAGUUUUCGUCCCGCCCGCUGGGGAUGGUCGCCGAGGCAGUUUGAUGCCCUUCCUCAUCGAUUCAUCCUUUGAUCCGGACGGCCAAAUGAAACUAAAAGGUCUACGCUGUGCAAGGGUCUGACAGGCAGCAUGGGAAUAUCCUAAUGUUGACUUUUCGCGUUCUUACCGAGCUGAUUUUGACUGUUGAUCCUUCUUCACCUCCCCUGUUUCUUGCGUUCUUCACGCUAAACAUAAGUUGGUAAUACUCGUAGUCAAUAAAAAUUUAAUUUCAGCAUUUCUAAAUCAUAAUACGUAAUUAACACAAAUUCAAAUUUUCGGUUUGACCCUGAGUUGGUCUAUGGUCGUCGCAAGCGUUCUAUUUAUCCAUUUUGUGCUUUUUUUUUUUAAGGGAAUGAUUCAUGAACUUGCUCAAUUCCUGUGCAGUCUGCUGAGGAGUGCGAGUAUCUAAUUGAGAUGGCAAAGCCUCGAAUGAUAAAGUCAACGGUUGUUGACAGCAAAACUGGCAAAAGCAUGGACAGCAGGUUUGCGCAUUUUACUUAUCUCAUUCCUAGUCAUUUUAUCUUUGAGAAUUUCCUCGUAAUUCCCACAUCAGUUCUAGAAAUGACAAAGAAGGCUUUAAUUCUUCCGUUGAUCCUGCUAUGAUCUUUACUCCAUGAGAUCCAUCUUCCCACCAAGUUUAGGUUCCUAAAGUCAACUGUGAAGUCAAACAAAGACUUGCGAAUUAGUGUUUUUAUGUUUAUUCAAGUAAUAAAUUUAUUCUUCCGAGAUUCUGAACCAGUUCAUCCGACAGGGUUCGCACCAGCUCUGGAAUGUUUUUUAGUAGGGGGCAAGACAAGGUUAUACGUGCCAUUGAGAAAAGAAUUGCAGAUUUCACCUUCAUUCCUGUCGGUAAGUUAUGAGAAAAAUGGCCGCAUUAAUCAGCAAUAUUGCCAUAUAUUAGAGCAUUAUUUUACCGUCUCACUUGCAUUUCAUUUUUUCUGUUUAUUUUUGCCGGAGCUUCAAUUAUACUGAUUCUUCCACUAUAACGGCAAAUUGUGUUCUUGGUUCUUCAUCUCAUUUAAAAAAAAAAAAAGUGAAAAAUAAGGGAAUCUUUUUUUUCACAUAAUUCAUAUAAUUUCAUUUUUUCUGUUUAUUUUUGCCGGAGCUUCAAUUAUACUGAUUCUUCCACUAAAACGGCAAAUUGUGUUCUUGGUUCUUCAGCUCAUUUAAAAAAAGAAAAAAUGAAAAGAAGGGAAUCUUACGUUCCCGCACAGCACAAAAAUCACCAGUGCGCUGAAAUUAUCAGUUUUUGGUCGUUGCUUCACGGGCAUUGCAGUGGUCGGAUUUGCGCCAACAGAAACCGCAAUUACCAAGCAAAAUGAGUUAAUCUUUCUUAUUGUAAUUUUAGUGACUGAAUAAAAUUGAGAUUUUCUCCACUUAUUUCGUAUAUUUUUCUACAAAUUUCUUAUAUAUUUUAUUUUGCGCCAAUCCAACACAAGUAUUUAUUUCUUUCAUUUUAAAAAAUGGAUUUGUUUUCAUAUAAUUCAUAUUGACAAUGGUGUAUUGAAAAAAUAUAAUUGUGAAAUAAACACAAACAAUACAAAGAUACAUCUUUAUUUUUUGACUUAGAUAGCCAAACUAUUCUUCCAUUUUUGCAUUCUGUCUAUUCAUCGGCACUUGUCAUUGAUACUGGAACAACUGUCCCAUUUGCUCGAGGACCAUAGAUCAUAGGCAUCGGACAUUCUAGUCCUCCCCUUCCAUGAAAUCUGCGAUCCUCGCAGUUGUUCUAGUUGGAAUGGUCUCAGAAAAUCCUGAUUUAUCGACUCUGUAUUGAGUAUUUUGACUUCGAUGUAUGAUAAAGUAUAAACAUUCACAUUGCAUUAUAUAUAUAUAUAUAUAUAUAUUUAUUUUUCUACAACUUAUACUCACAGACAAGCGGCUGCGUUCAUAGUUUUCGUCUUCAUGACCUCUGGUCACUACUGCGUUCUUACGUCGGAACUGAUCUUGGGGUUGACAGAGCAUGGGGAGGGCCUUCAAGUUCUCCACUACGAAGUUGGACAAAAGUAUGAACCCCACUUUGACUACUUCCAGGAUGAAUUCAACACCAAGAACGGGGGUCAACGGAUGGCUACCCUCCUCAUGUACCUGUACGCUUCGAAAUCCUUGUUUCAUAUCACUCUCCGUUUUCUGAAAAAAAAAAAAUCUGAUUUUUUUUUCUUCGUGAUCUGCAGUUCAGACGUCGAAGAAGGUGGUGAGACCAUCUUCCCCACCGUCAAAGUAAACAGCAGCACUCUGCCGCACUACAAGGAGCUCUCUGAGUGUGGCAGGAGGGGACUUGCUGUCAAACCGAAGAGGGGGGACGCCCUACUUUUCUGGAGCAUGAGGCCAGACGCAUCUCUCGACCCGGCUAGCUUGCAUGGUGAGCCAUUUCAGCCAUCUGUCGAACAAAAAAUCGGAGAAAAUCCGUAGAAUUUUGACUGGUCUUCCACUGAAUGCUCAUCAGCUCAUUCAGGAUAUAAAACACCGAUUAAGCUAAAAUAGAGAAAUACGUAAUUUAAUGAAUGCACCUUCGUUGAAUUUUUAUUUUUUUUUCUUCUAAGUUCUCUGUUUUGUCCUGCAGGAGCGUGCCCCGUUAUCAAGGGGAACAAAUGGUCAUGCACCAAGUGGAUGCACAUCCACGAGUACAAAGCUUAA